This is a messenger RNA of Branchiostoma belcheri (Belcher's lancelet), 1390 nucleotides long. Its product is annotated as fatty acyl-CoA hydrolase precursor, medium chain-like. Lineage: Eukaryota; Metazoa; Chordata; Leptocardii; Amphioxiformes; Branchiostomatidae. The record is from RefSeq and is a predicted model, not a curated record. Bases 4 to 1377 code for a protein of 457 amino acids. The transcript has 7 exons.
GUGAUGGUUUGGAUCCACGGCGGUGGUUACACACUGGGUACAGCCCGUACCUAUGGGGGAGAGGUGCUGACGGCGUAUCACAGUGUCGUCAUCGUCACCAUCAACUAUCGUCUGGGCCCGCUCGGAUUCCUACAGACACUGGAGGACGAGGCACCGGGAAACUUCGCACUUCUAGACCAGGUCAAGUCGCUACAGUGGGUACAGAACAACAUCAGGAACUUCGGAGGGGACCCUGACCGCGUGACCAUAUUUGGGGAGUCAGCUGGAGGCUUCAGCGUGGCGUUCAACGUCAUGUCUCCCCUGGCAACCGGACUGUUCCACCGGGCCAUCUCGGAGAGCGGCGCGGGGCUGAUGCCGGUUAAGGAGAAGGGCGACAUCUCAGGGACACAGACCAUCGCCGGUAAACUUGGCUGUGACGUCAAUCACUAUGGCAACAUGAUGCGAUGCCUUCGAGGCAAAACUGCAGAUGAGAUCCAGGGAGCAGCAGCUGUAGGCCUGCCGUACUUAGUGAUUGACGGCCAUUUUCUUCCCGAACAUCCCUGGCACCUGAUCCAGAAUCACCAGCUGAACCAGGUAGACUACCUUCUCGGCACGAACAAUGACGAGUUCGGCUGGCUGCUGUCCCUCACGCUGUCACAUGUGGACGCAGACGGGAUGAACAUGACCGAGUUCCGAACCAUCGUGCCUGUGGACCUGGCCGUGAUGACGGGCGGCAUAUAUCCAAAAGGAGACGCCAGCACACUGGUACCACGAGUCUUGCAGGAAUAUCGCGACCCUGACAGACCAGACGAUCCCAUCGCGAUACGGGACCAGUACCUGCAGUUCCUGACAGACAUGUGGUUCACGUCCUCUACUGUCAUGGUGGCUCAGGCUCAGUCAGAACAACCAGUCAAGGUUUUCCAGUACGAGUUCCAGCAUCGCACGUCCCUCCUGUCCCUCAAGCCUGAUUACGUCAGGGCUGACCACGGGGAUGACUUGUGGUACGUGUUCGGCAGUCCUCUCCUGCAGAACGUCACUUCCGGAACCUGGCUGUACGCCAUGACGGAACAGGAGCGGGAACUGAGUAGGGACUUCAUGGCGUACUGGGUCAACUUUGCCACCAAUGGAGACCCAAAUGACUCUACAGGGUCAGCACGCAUGCGUCCUUUGACACGCUGGCCCCGCUACACGCCUUCCUCCCAAGCCUACCUGAAACUCGACGUGACGUCAUCUGCUGACGUAGCACUCAGGAGGUCCCGGAUGAAGUUCUGGAAUGAAGAGGUGCCGAGGCUGAUGGGAAUGACGUCAUCAGAGCCAACCAGCAACGCAGCAAAACUUCACAUAAGCAGUAUUGUAGUGAUAUUGUCUUUGGUUUAUGCUCUAUCAGCAUUCUUGUGAGACAGCACAUAUA